Tilletiopsis washingtonensis is the source of this 804-nucleotide messenger RNA. RefSeq lists its product as hypothetical. The record is from RefSeq and is a predicted model, not a curated record. The transcript is spliced from 6 exons. Bases 23 to 658 code for a protein of 211 amino acids. NCBI's taxonomy places the organism in Eukaryota, Fungi, Basidiomycota, Exobasidiomycetes, Entylomatales.
CUCCCCCUCCCUCCACCUCAUCAUGCGUGCCGCUGCCUUCUCCGCCCUCCUCGCCCUCGUGCCCUUCGCGCUGGCUCUGCCGCAGGACACCAUCGUCGGCGGCAUCCCGGCGCGCAACCGCGACCCCUCAUUCCCCGCGUGCGACACGCCCGACUUUGCCGACGACGUCUACUCCGACUGGUUCAGCGGCGACGGUAACGCCUGGCAGGACAGCGACGACCCGAACUUCUACGUGGCGCCUGGCUACGGGGCCUGCAACUUUAACUACACGGACGUCACCGCCGGCGUGUGCCUCAAGCCCGGCUGGGUCAGCUCGGCGUACCACAACAGCUGCAAUCGCCUCGUCGAGGUUCGCCUGCCUGAGACUGGCAUCUCGACCUUCGCUCGCGUCGUCGAUGCCUGCGGAGCCCUUGAGACGACGACGUUCGGCUGCAACGAUAUCUAUGUCACGAAGAGCGUCUUUGAGACGCUGAGCGGCAACAACGCCAGCGCGCUCGCUGCCGGCCGUCUGCCCGGCCAGGCCGAAUGGCGCUUCGUCGACCCUGCCGACGAUGCCUCGAUCACGAUCAACAUCGAGGCCACGCUCGGCUUCACCAUCGGCCCUCUGAAGCGCGACCUCAACCAGCACCAGGUGCGCCGCCAGAUGCAGCACGCCUAGGCAGCCGAUGCCGCCGCGACGCUCGCAGCCAGCGCCCAACGCCGUUGCGAUGCAGGCAGUGCCUCGAUCCGCCUCUCCGCGCUUCGUCAUGCCCCCAUCCUAGGCUCGCGGAUGCCACGCCGCCUGCCCUCUCCCUUUAUGCUCCA